AUGCCCACCGAAUUUACCGACCUCAACUUGUCUGACAGGAGGGUUGUCCUCACCUGUGCGGUUUUGAACAUCAACGCCAUACCUGCAGAUGGUGUCUACCUAGAAGUCAUUGCCACAGUUCGCCUUUUUGAGCUUGAUGGCGAACCCACCUGUCAUAUCACAACAACAGAUACAACCGACGAGGUCCCCAGCCUGCCGUUCGAUGACCGCUCGCAGACUGGACGUGGUCGCCUGAGUGGCACUGCCGAGGAAGGUGGUCACCAAGAGACGAGCAAUUCGAGAGCCAACGAUAGUACCAAUACCAGCUCGCUUCUAACGGACCUCGACGAUGUCACGAGUGAAGACCAGGCAGCUAUCUUCACUCCAAUGACCCAUAUUGACGAAGACAACGACGACGAGUUUUGGGAUAUGAUUUGUCGCGCUACUGGUUAUUACUUGUAUGAUCACCCUGAGAAGUUCGCUGAAGCCAAGGAGGUAUACAUGGUGCGGGUUCCUUACUGGAUCGAGGACCGCUGGACCAUCCGCUUCUACUUCAAGAAGGAAGUCAAUGAUACUCUCAUGACUUGCUUAACCAGUCCCCCCCUUGCCUACUAUUGGACAGGGAUUGUGGAGCGACGGACUGAAGAGCUUCCUCGCCACCUAACAUUCAUGUCCCAUCGUACGACCAUGCGCAGCAUCACCGCCGGCACUGAGCCCGGUGACGGCUGCGAGACGUCCGCCCACCGUCCGAGGCGCACGCCCGUGCCAGUGGCGAACUUGAAGUGGUCGUCCGCGCCACCCCGGCGUCAUGAACGCAACAGCCUCUUGCCGCGAAAGGCUGUCACUCAGACCUCUGGGCGACGGGUCAAGGGGACGGUCAAAUGA
Molecule: messenger RNA, 864 nt
Organism: Fomitopsis serialis
Lineage: Eukaryota; Fungi; Basidiomycota; Agaricomycetes; Polyporales; Fomitopsidaceae
Exons: 6
Coding region: 1-864 (287 amino acids)
Source: RefSeq, a predicted model, not a curated record